AUGACUUCUAGUUCAAUUCCACUUGUCGUCCAAGUCAUGCCUCUGAAUGACGAUGAGGUAAUUCAGUAUCUCGACGCUCACCCAGACAUCUUGCAUCGGUACUUGACAGAGCGAGCUGGUCUUGCCGAAUCGUUGUUGAGAGCGCAUGCACCACCACCACCACCAGAUAAUAACAACGUGGCAAGCACUUUCCAAGAGAACAACGAUGUUGUCGUGGAGGACAACAGUGCUUCUCUUUUAGGAAGACAUGUCUCUGUCGACUCGGUGUCGGACUUGUUCCCAUUGUUUGAAUUCGGUGACGAACAGACCUCCAUCAACAUGGAAGAAGAAACCAACGAUAUUGACGACGGUCUGUGGGAGGCUGAUUAUGAUAUUGACGACGACGACAAUCUGUUUGGUGGUGAGGGGUCUGACGAGCUUGAUCAUUGGGCUAGUCCUGAUACCAACUCAAGUCAUGCUAGCGAGGGAAGCCUCGGUGACAUCGAGACCUUGGAGGCUGGUGAAUCCCAAUACGACCUCCAAGCCAGUCAACCUGAUUCCUCCCAGGAAGGCACUGCCUCUAAUCAACACUCCUCUUCUCCAUCACAAUCUGGCUUCCCGUCGACCGCCUCAACACCGAUGCCGAUGCCGAUGCCGAUUCCUACCGAACCCCAACCUUCUGUUCCUCAGAACACCACUUCCUUGCCGUAUCCGGCUCCUGAACGGCUCGUUGCUGCCUCCAGAUCCGAGCCCAAGGGCAAGAAAUGGCGGCUCUUCGAAGAGGAGUCGUGCAUUCGCCAUAUGCUAAGUAUACGAGAUGAGGGCAUAUUGCAUGGAGAAGAUCGGUUCCGAGAAGCACAAAGACGCAUGGCACACGUCGAUGGUAUUCAGAAAGAUGCCAAAUAUGCCGUCAAGAAUUUCUGGAAUCGCGUGGGACGUGCUCGCUCGGGAUUUGAUGAGCGGAAAAACCAAAAGGCACCUUUGGCGACUUCCCAGCAAGGCAAAACAGCACGAGCAUCUUCUUCAGUGUCAAGCGCAACCCCUCGCAAACGAAAGAAUGUAUCCAAGGCCACGAAGACCAAACGCAAGUACGAGAGCGACUCAGAAGACGAUACUCCAUUUGACCCCAAAGAGGAAUGCAACCCACCUCUCAAGAAGAGAAACCGAGAUGACGACAGCGACGAUGAGUGGCAACCGGAUCAGAAUGCUUUUAAUGCAAUCGCGGUCUGAGAUCGUCCAUGUAGUGGAGCGGCCUGAACAGACUUGACCACCCCCAAGUAUUGAACUUGGAGGCCACCUCGACAUUUGGGAUCAACAACAAUAACGCCAACACUAUUGGCAAUACCUGGUUGGACUUGGGAGUGGAAACAUGACUUGGAUA
Molecule: messenger RNA, 1360 nt
Organism: Exophiala oligosperma
Lineage: Eukaryota; Fungi; Ascomycota; Eurotiomycetes; Chaetothyriales; Herpotrichiellaceae
Exons: 1
Coding region: 1-1209 (402 amino acids)
Source: RefSeq, a predicted model, not a curated record